GUGCCGGUGACGUUUGUGGACAUCGCCGUCUACUUCUCGGCGGAGGAGUGGAAGAAUUUGGAGGAGUGGCAGAAGGAGCUGUACAACAACCUGGUGAAGGAGAACUACGAGUCCUUGCUCUCCCUGG
Mesitornis unicolor (brown roatelo) is the source of this 127-nucleotide messenger RNA. Its product is annotated as zinc finger protein 282-like. The record is from RefSeq and is a predicted model, not a curated record. The annotation marks the transcript as partial. The transcript has a single exon. NCBI's taxonomy places the organism in Eukaryota, Metazoa, Chordata, Aves, Mesitornithiformes, Mesitornithidae. Gene Ontology annotation, biological process: regulation of DNA-templated transcription.